This is a messenger RNA of Rosa chinensis, 1901 nucleotides long. Its product is annotated as probable nucleoredoxin 2. Gene Ontology annotation, molecular function: thioredoxin-disulfide reductase (NADPH) activity. The transcript has 3 exons. The coding region runs from base 32 to 1555 and encodes 507 amino acids. Lineage: Eukaryota; Viridiplantae; Streptophyta; Magnoliopsida; Rosales; Rosaceae. The record is from RefSeq and is a predicted model, not a curated record.
AGAAAAUGAAGGCUCUGUGGGGGGUGUUUUGAUGUGUAUAUGGCAGGGCUUAAUUCGAAGUAUACUGAGGACACACACACACACAAGUACUGACGUGGUAAAAGGAAUUUGGUUCUCAGGAAUAUUAAUAGGUCUCUGUCGGUCUUGCUGCCUAUUUUCAUUUCGGAUAGAAGCACCAGUACUCUUCUUCUGUCUUAACUUUUGGGGAGAGAGGAGAGAGAGAGAGAGAGAGAGAGAGGGAGAUAGAGAGAGGAAGAGGUUGAUGAUGAAGGAGAUGAUGAGUAACCAUGAUCAAGCCCUGAGCAACGGAACUAGUGCUGGUAUUGUUGGUGCUGAGGCUGAGAGGGUUUCCAGCUCUAGAAUUUCAUCUCUGCUGGCCUCCACAGAUCGUGAUUAUCUUGUUUCUCCAUCUGGAAAUCAGGUGAAAGUUGCUGAUCUUGAUGGGAAGAUAAUAGGGCUCUACUUCUCGGCCAAUUGGUACCCGCCCUGCUGGAACUUCAACCAAGUCCUAGUUGGUAUCUAUAAUCAGCUUAAGAACAGUAGGAGUACGGGGUCUAGCUUUGAGAUUGUGUACAUAUCAUCUGAUGAAGACUCUGACGCCUUUAACACCUACCAUGCUUGCAUGCCGUGGCUGGCGAUUCCGUUUUCGGAUUUAGAGACCAAGAAAGCUCUGAACCGCAAGUUUGAGAUAGAGGGAAUUCCGAGCUUGGUUAUUCUGCAACCUAGUGAUGAUGAUGGGGCUACGUUGCAUGAUGGAGUAGAGCUCAUUUAUCGCUAUGGUGUCCAAGCCUUCCCUUUUACUAGACAGAGGCUGGAACAGUUGGAGGACGAGGAGAAACAGAAGCAUGAGAACCAGACCUUGACCAAUCUACUAACGAACCACGACAGACACUAUCUUCUGGGCCAUCAGACGCCUAAUCAGGUGCCUGUGGCCUCAUUGGUAGGCAAGACAAUUGGACUCUACUUCUCAGCUCAAUGGUGCAUUCCAUGCGUUAAUUUCACUCCUAGGCUAAUCUCAAUCUACAAGAAGAUUAAAGAGCAAAUGCUAGUAGGUGAUCAACAACAAGAUGGAGAGGACUUCGAGAUAGUGUUUGUUUCAAGUGAUCGUGACCGAACAUCCUUUGAAGCCUACUUCAGCACCAUGCCAUGGCUGGCAUUGCCUUUUGAGGAUCCCAACAUCAAAGAGCUUGUGAAGCAUUUCGAUGUCAAAGGUAUUCCUUGUUUGGUCAUUUUGGGGCCGGAUGGUAAAACUGUCACCAGGCAGGGUAGAAAUCUGAUAAACUUGUACAAAGAAAAUGCGUAUCCCUUCACCGAUGCGAAGUUGGAAUUGCUGGAGAAGAAAAUGGAUGAAGAGGCGAAGAGCCUGCCGAGGUCGGUGUACCAUGGAGGGCAUAGGCAUGAGCUGAAUUUGGUGUCCGAAGGCAAUGGAGGAGGACCCUUUAUAUGUUGUGACUGUGAUGAACAAGGAUGCGGUUGGGCUUAUCAGUGUCUUGAAUGUGGAUAUGAGGUGCACCCCAAGUGUGUCGCAGCUGCUACUGGUGCAGUCAAUACGUGAUUCAUCCAUUCGUUUGACUGCUAAUCAAUGAUGCUAAUUAUACUAAAUUGAUCGCUGCUGUGUUAUAUGUCAUGAAAGAUUAUUAUAUUAUUGGUCUGUUUAUCUUAAUUUGCAUGGUUAUAGGGAUUACGGUUCCCUGGUCUGUAUCUUAUUCGAAUUCUCAAGUAAUUGAGACUUUAUGAUGUUCGAUCAACUGCUACCGUAGGUCGGAUAUAGGGUUGCAGCUCCUUGAUUAUCCCUUCGUUUAUUUUAUAUGCCUCUUGGCAAGUGAUGCCAGCGAUUCUGGCAAAAGAGGGCUUAUCCUAUGUAAUCAAAGCAAAAGAAAAACGAAAAUUUAUUUUAUGGA